Molecule: messenger RNA, 930 nt
Organism: Trypanosoma grayi
Lineage: Eukaryota; Euglenozoa; Kinetoplastea; Trypanosomatida; Trypanosomatidae
Exons: 1
Coding region: 1-930 (309 amino acids)
Source: RefSeq, a predicted model, not a curated record
AUGAAGCCGAUAGAAAUUCCUGUCUUCUUCACUGACGCUGGGCCACCUCCAAGCUUUGAGUACUUAUUCGUUUGGACCCUUCUCUUGGCGGUGUCGUUUGCCAUAUUCGGUGUGGCACGGUCUGCUGUGCGCGUCGCAGAAUCAUUGCCUGCUGUAAUAAAGGAAACGGGACAGUCGAUGCAGUGGUGGGUCCGACAACUUCACCUCUGUAUGGUCUCGUGGCUGCUAUUCUAUGUGGUGCACCGACUAUUUGCCUACGUUCUCCUCCCGUCCCAGGUGCUUGGACGACUGCACAUGUUGCCGCUUUCCGAUGGCGUAUUUGGGAGGUGGGUGGGUGUCCUCCGCCCCGCCAUCUUCUGCGGGGAGUCUGACAGAAGUGACGAUGGCAGCUGCGCGGAUGGAGAGUUACCGCUUGGUGUAGUGGCAUCGGAUACCACAACUGGAAAAUGGGCAGGCUCUAUGAGAAACGAAGAAUGGAGGCAGUGCCAAUAUGUAGCGCUUGCAGCGUUUGUGACGACGAUGUGCAUUGUGUUGUCGGUUUGCAAUGCUUUCUCAUGCUUCCUGUUGCAAGUAUGCAACGACGAAUCAGAUGGUACUGAGGAUGAUACCACCAGCGAAGAGGUCAUAUCUUCGGGAAGUGACGAGGAAUUGUGGUGGGACAUGGGGGAGCCAGAUGAUGCAUGUCUCACCAGCCCAGAGGCGGAGUCGGCGGAGGAGCGGUGGAGGGAAAUGGCGGUGGAGGAGAGAAGCGCCCAGCGCUGUCAAAACAAACAGAGCGGCAUGGGAGAUCUUCUGCAGACGUGCUGGCCUGUUCUUCUUGCGGUGAGUUACGCCGGUCUCUACGCCCACACGGGCAGCAUGCCGCUUCUGAUGCGGUGGGUUUACCCUUCCUGUGUAAUGAUGGUGACGCUCUUUGCUAUGACUGUGUGA